This is a messenger RNA of Racocetra persica, 454 nucleotides long. The record is from the annotation of a GenBank genome assembly. NCBI's taxonomy places the organism in Eukaryota, Fungi, Glomeromycota, Glomeromycetes, Diversisporales, Gigasporaceae.
AUGACUGAAAGUAAUCAAAAAGCUCUUCAACUACCAAGUAAAAGUGGUUCUGAACAAGUUAAUCGUAUUCAAAGAGAUUUUAACCGUUUAACCGAUGAAAUUAGUAAAUUGAAAAAAGAAAACGAAGAAUUAAAAAAAAAUAAUUCCGAAACGUUAGAAAAUGAACUAAAAAAAAUAGAACAGCAAAUAGAAAAAUGCUUAGAUGCAUUACGUGCGGAAUAUAAUAGAAAUGCUAGUUUAGAUAUAAAAAUUAACGAACUUGUCGAAUUAUGUAAAGAAUUCGGAGAAGAACUUUCUACCUUUAGAAAUUGUUUUUAUGUCUACACCAUGUCGACGCCACAAUCUGGAGUUUUGAACAGUAUCAAAGCUCUUAAAGAAGAAAACGAAAAGUUAAAAAAACAAAUAAACGAUAAAAAUAAUGAAAACAAUGCAUUGAACCAAAAGCUAGAAAACU